Molecule: messenger RNA, 3877 nt
Organism: Chara braunii
Lineage: Eukaryota; Viridiplantae; Streptophyta; Charophyceae; Charales; Characeae
Source: the annotation of a GenBank genome assembly
GCCGUCGUCGUCAUCCUCCUCCCUCUACAGCGCUAUCGUCGUCAUCCCCCUCCGUCUACAGGGCCAUCACAACUCGUCAUUCCCCGAGGAAGAAGGUUCGUCCAUCUGUGGAGCAGCUGGAGGAGUCUGCCCGGUCUGCAAACAACUAAGCUGGAGCGCGUUACGUAAGGCUGCGAAGUUCGGGUGAAGAAUCACCAAUCUGUAAUUCUUAGCCUCGGAGCAGAGAGGAGAGUCACUGCAUUAUGGGCGAUGCGGGUCAAAUGGAAUUUGCUAUAGGGGACGAUGUGGAUGAGAGUAGGUUAGACAGACAAGAGCUCUUGGCUCUGGAAGAAACUGCGAGGAAGAAGUUCCAGGAGUUGUUGAACAAGCAAGAAGCAGAAGGGAAGAUAUCGGGAGAUGGACUGAAGGUGCAGAAGCAGCACAAGUGUGAGGCAUGCCCAGCAAAGUCACAGAGCAUUUUUCUGAGUUUUCAGGCUCUGAUCAAUCAUGCACAGUCGUUCAAGAAGAAGAACUGGCACAUUCACAGAGGGUACGCAAAGGCGCUAGAGGCGUUCCGAAAGGGGCACAUGGAAGCACCAGAAAAUGCAGUAAAAGUGGAGCAAGGGCAGGAGGGAGAGGUGGUAUGGCCUCCGACAGUCAUCUUGUGUAACACAUUCAGGAGCCAAGACGCGCAAGGAAAAUGGGCUAGCUUAGGAAAACAGCAGCUGCCGCCAGUGCUCUUGAUGCUAAUGGAAGGUAAAGGCAGGUUCCGCCCUAUCUACACGAAAACAGGCCACAGGGGUAUGAGCUUUGUUGUAUUUGGGAGCGAGGAGGAUGGAGAAGGGUAUAGGCAUGCCCAAGAGAUGGCAGAAUUCUUUUUCCUGCAAGGGAAGGGCUUGUCGGAUUGGGAGAAGCUGGUUGGAGGAAGAAUGGACGACGCUGCUUGGGCUGAACCUAUCAAGCACGGCGUCGAGCACUUGUAUGGGUACUUGGCCAGAAGGGUGGACAUGGAAAUACUCGAUCCAAGGAAACAAUUCUGUAAAGACUGGAGUAUCAGGCCGUUAGAAGAAGUGAAAAAGGGCAUGAAGAAGCGACAUAGAGAGGAAGAGGACGAAAAAGAAACAAAACUGCGGAAGCUUCAGAGUGAAAAGGAUGAGGCAAUCCAACUCCUUGAGAUCAAGGAGAAAGAAAGAAGGCAGGUUGAAGAGGAGAAGGCAAAGGCUCUAAAGGAACUUGAAAAACAGCAGGAGAAGUACAAUAAGGAGGCAGCAAUGCUACAGGAGAAGCUAAUGGCAGCAGAAAGAGAGUAUAAAGUGAAGGUGCAAAGUCUGAAUGAAAAGGUGGAGUGUAUUGAUCGGGAUACCAGGACUGAGCGAGAGAGGCUUCAACGCCUCGUGGAGGAGGUGCAAUUUGCAAGGCAUGAGGAACUAAGAAAAUGGGAAGGAUUACAAGACAGGCAAAAACAGCCAACGGAUUGGAUGAAUUCAAAUGGUUUGAUGGUGCCUUCUUUGCGGGGAACGGAGAAUGUCCACUCAUCGCUGCCGUUGUUACCUGGAGAAGAGCCUUCUUCAGAAACGAACAAGAGGUUAUCAUUGGUACCCCAACUCUCAUCAGGCUCAUUUGGCUACCACUCGGGAGAUGGUUUGGGGAAGUCUUUUAUCGGAAGCUCAGACUUUGGUACUCAACAAGGAAGUAUUCUCUCUGUUCGUUCGUCAGGACUUGAUCCGCUAGGCACACAUCAACAAAAUCGCACUGGUGAUGGUCUGCUGGGCAGUUCACCAUACAGCCCUAAUACCUCCUCCUCUCUGCAUUCUCUACAAAUGCCAGCAGCAAAUAUGCUUGGUCCGCAGGGUGCCCUCGGUGCUGAGCACCCCCUAGGUGUUCAGGGCUCUCUAAUGCCUAAGGGUGCCCUUGCAGCCCAGGGGACUGUCAAUUCCCAGGUCCCUGUCGGCCUUCUUGGGACUUUUGGUUCGCAGGGAACUCUUAGUCAUCUGGGUGGCCUUGGUCCCGAAGGGACCCUCGGCCCUCAGAUUCAUCUUGGUUCAUCUCUAGGCUCAGGUCUGGGCUCGACUCUAGGUUCAAAUUUGGGCUCAACAAUUGGCUCAUCGAUGGGUUCGUCUACAGGUUCGUCUCUGAUUUCAUCUCUUUCUUCAACCAUUGAUUCAUCACUUGGCUCAUGUCUCACUUCAUCCCUUGGGGGGCUCAGCACUUCUUAUGGCACAUAUGGACGAUCGCUCGGAUCUUCUCUCGGGGCUCUUGGUCCCCCGUAUGGGUCAACAGCUGGCAUCUCACACAUCCCUCGCUCAACAACCUAUGACGACUUUAUGCCUGCGACGAAGUCGUCAUCCUAUGAGAGCGCUCUACCCCAGGCUGCCUCUGGUAACCUCUCUUUGGCCUCGUUGGGGGGCAAUUACCGAGAGAGUGCUUUGCCCUAUGGAUCGGACAUGCUCUCGUCAACUUCUCUCCAGCCCACACAUGGUUACAAGCCUGGGUACAGAAAACCAGGGAUGGGUACUGCAAAGGAGGGGGUUGGUAUGCAUGGUAGUGUUGCAGAUAAGCUAAUGUUAUCUAGCUCCUAUGGGAAGCCAUUGGGCACAUCUACAGAGAGCAUGUACAGCCUCUCAAACCCAACGAACGGCUUGGGGGAUGGGGUAUUUGGCCAUGGUAACAGCCAUGACCUUGAUGGACUGAUGAAUAGCCGCAGACCAGCAUUGGCUGGUGCCCCACUUACACAAGCAACACCACAGGAAGGCUUCACAAACAGCUACUUGGGGAGAAGUCUGCUUGAUGACUCAACCAAUGGUGAGAGCUGGCAAGCCUUCAGUUCCAAAAGAGUUGCAGGCCAGAUUGGAGAUCAUGACUCUUUUCAUCUAAUGGCUGGGGUGGAUUCACUUGUGCACCCUGUCAUGGGGGCCAGCCAUGGAGUGGGGCAAAGCUUUCGUUACUGAUGUGUGAGGCAAGCCUGUGGUUGGCAUUCUUCCUCUCUCCCCCUCUACCUCCACCUCUCCCUGCAAACCCUUCUUUCCGUGCUGUGCGCCCCACUCCCCCGUUCCCCCCAAGGUCCACUCUCUCUCUCUCCCUCUCCCUCUCCCUCUCCUCCUGCUCCCACUAUCCCUGCCUCACUUCUCCCCUACAAUCUCUGUGCCGUUGUCAAAUCUCCCCCUGCCGCCGUUACCCUCUGCACUCUUUCCUUUCAACCUGUUAAGAUUUCACCAGCCAGCUUGGAAGUUGGCAGUAGAGGACCUGCCUUUGCCGAAUAUCGCGCUAAGAGCAACCAAUGUUUGCAACGGAAUAUCGUGUGAUAUGGUUCUGUAUCGUCAGCAUUUCUGCUGCACUCAACAAGUGUCUGGAAGACUGGUAUGCUGGGAUCUGAUCACAUGAGACUGUCUGAAUGCAAUGCGAGAAGGGCUUGGUGGGUUUAUAAGCCAAAAUCCAUUGCAUGCUCCUGUUAGCUUAGUCAGGUCUGCGUCAUCAGUAAUAGUCUCAUGUUUUACAGAUUAGAUGGCGGGGGGUGAGUCAUACUUCGUCAUCUUCUUUGACAUAGAGAUGGUGGGAACUAGUAAAUUUUCCGUCGUCUACAGCUUGGUUGUCCCAGGGAGGUUUCAUAUCUGAAUAUCUUUCAGCUGCUUUUCUCCAGAGAAGCUCCCUUCUGCAGCUAUGCUUUCUGUCAUCUGCAGCUUGGUUAUUCUAAGAAUGUUGCAUGUCUUCCAUCUGCUUUUCAUCGAGGGAACCAUUGUAUAAUGUCUUACUUGUUGCUGUUAAGAGAGGGAGAGAGAGAGAGAGAGAGAGAGAGAGAGAGAGAGAGAGAGAGAGAGAGAGAGAGAGAGAGAGAGAGAGAGUGGGCUGAAGUCUUUGCCGAUCAACACAUUUGUGUUGUUAGUAAAACCAGCUGAGCGGA